Molecule: messenger RNA, 3212 nt
Organism: Sceloporus undulatus (fence lizard)
Lineage: Eukaryota; Metazoa; Chordata; Lepidosauria; Squamata; Phrynosomatidae
Product: glutamate decarboxylase 1-like
Exons: 15
Coding region: 117-1793 (558 amino acids)
Biological process (GO): carboxylic acid metabolic process
Cellular component (GO): cytoplasm
Molecular function (GO): pyridoxal phosphate binding; carboxy-lyase activity
Source: RefSeq, a predicted model, not a curated record
CAACAAAAAUAUAAACUAUGUGCUCCAUAAGAAAACAAAUUAGUUUAACAGCUCAUACACCUGAUGUCUAUAUUGUAUAGGCUGCAGGAAAAUUAUCCUACAGUGGAUGUUUUUCUAUGUUCAUGGCUAUUCAAAGAGGGAAAGAGAUGGAUUUCCAAUUGAUUACCCACACAACAAAUGAACAGCUCCGUACCAAACCUCACCAGCUGAGACAAAAGCAUCUUUCCAGUUUCCAAGGAGAAUGUGAGGAGAGGGGGAAAGAUUCUACCAUUGAGAGCUUUGUAACAAAUUUUUCAAACAUCUAUGAGUCAGACCUGCUGCCUUCACGGAAUGGUGAGGAAUUUACAGGACAGUUCCUUCAUGAAGUGGUGGAUAUUCUCUUGACAUACAUCAAGAAGACCUAUGAUAGAAAGAGUAAAGUGCUGGAUUUCCAUCACCCACAUCAGCUUCUGGAAGGGCUGGAAGGCUUCAGCAUGGAACUCUCUGAUCAACCACAACCUUUGGAACAAAUUCUUGUUGACUGUAGAGAUACCCUGAAAUAUGGAGUUAAAACAGGACAUCCACGUUAUUUCAACCAACUCUCAAGUGGCCUUGAUAUUAUUGGUCUGGCUGGAGAAUGGCUGACAGCUACAGCAAAUACAAACAUGUUUACUUAUGAAAUAGCUCCAGUGUUUAUUGUAAUGGAGGAGAUCCUACUUAAGAAAAUGCAUGAAAUUAUUGGAUGGACAGAAAGUGAAGCAGAUGGCAUAUUUUCUCCUGGAGGCAGCAUAUCAAACCUCUACAGUAUUUUAGUUGCCCGCUUUAAACAUUAUCCUGAGAUUAAAACCAAAGGCAUGGCAGCCCUGCCAGUCAUUGUAUUAUUUGUUUCUGAACAUAGUCAUUAUUCUGUAAAGAAAGCUGCAGCAGUUCUUGGGAUCGGGAUGGAUAAUGUGAUUGCUGUCAAGUGUGAUGAAAGAGGGAAGAUGAUACCAUCUGAACUGGAGGGAAACAUCCUCAAAGUGAAAAGACAGGGCAAGGUUCCACUGUAUGUUAGUGCGACAGCUGGGACAACAGUGUACGGAGCCUUUGAUCUUCUUGCCAACAUUGCAGACAUUUGUCAGAAGUACAACCUCUGGAUGCAUGUGGAUGCUGCAUGGGGAGGAGGUUUGCUGCUAUCAAGAAGGCAUUCCUAUAAACUGAAUGGUAUUGAAAGGGCCAAUUCUGUCACCUGGAAUCCACACAAAUUGAUGGGUGUUCCACUGCAGUGCUCAGCUUUCUUAGUCCAUGAGAAGGGUCUUCUCCAAGCCUGUAAUCAGCUUUGUGCUGGAUAUCUCUUCCAACCAGACAAACAAUAUGACACAGCUUAUGAUACUGGGGACAAGACAAUCCAGUGUGGUCGGCAUGUUGAUGUCUUCAAACUAUGGCUAAUGUGGAGAGCCAAGGGCACACAAGGAUUUGAAAUUCUUAUCAACAGAUUUUUAGAACUCUCAGAAUACCUAUAUAGUGAACUGAAGAAAAGAAAAAACUAUGAGCUCGUUUUUGAUGCUGAGCCUGAACUCACCAAUGUAUGUUUUUGGUACAUUCCACCAAGUCUUCAACAGAUACCAAAGGGACCAGACAGAGACAGAAGGCUUCAUCAGGUUGCACCAAAAAUAAAAGCAAGAAUGAUAGAAGAAGGUACAACAAUGGUUAGCUAUCAGCCUCAUGGGGACAAUGUGAAUUUUUUCAGAAUGGUCUUCUCAAACCCAGCAACUAAGAAAACCGAUGUCGAUUUCCUUUUGGAAGAAAUUGAAAGGCUUGGGAAGGAUUUAUGAUAACUGGUGCUAAAUCUUGACACAAUGUGGGAGAGGUUGUUUCUACAUUGUCAUAAUGGUUCAAUGUAAAGUUUUUUCAUUGUUGUUCUGCACAUUGCUUGUCUCUCUUCCUUUUUCUCCCAACAUUUCUUGAGGCAAGGGGAGGUUGGUAGGAAAAUGAAAGAGACUGAAUGAAAAAGGAAAAUUGUAUGUAACAGGAGGGAACGUUUUUUAAAAACAGUUUUUAGGUUGUUUUUUAAAAUUUCUCUUUGCACACUUGUUCCUUGAUUCUGGGAACUGUACUUUGUUGUGACACCAGAGCAGAGCCGUGAAACAAUAGUCAUCUAUCCAUGUACUACAAUAAACAAAGAUUCCUAUAUUUAUUGUACUUAGUGAAAUACCUGAUUUUGAAAUUAAUAAUUAAGCAUGCAAUCACAUGCAUAUAUGAUUUAAAAAAACAAACAAACUGGGCCCAUACUACUUUAAUCACUAUUUGCACAGAGUGAAUGGACUAUAUUUUGCAUAAAUAAUACUCCACUGAUGUCCUUCUCGACCCACAAAAAAACCUCAAUUUAACUAUAUCCAAAGCAGUUUUAUGCCUUAGAGGGAAAAUACAUUUCCUUUAAAAACAUCCAAGUUAGUCAGAUCUGUCUGCAAUUGUAUUAAAAACAACAACAUAUUCCUCUCUGUUUCUGACCCUCAGUUCACUGUUGAAAUAUUGAAAAUUAAUUCUAUUAUGUUCAAAUCCUCCCAACUUGAAUGAAUCUUGUUACUUAGUGGUCAGGCCACCUGUGAACUCAGCUUUCCCCCCUCUGACAGUUAUUCUUUCAUGAUUCUCUUGGAAAAUAUUCCUCCACUCCCAUUUCUUUUUUGUUAUCUGUGUCGCCACUGUUGCCAUCCAUUUCUGGUAUCCUGUUUCUUCCAGCACCUCUUUUAUCUUCUUUCAACAUCUCAAGCUGCUUGACUGUGUCAGGGUCACCUUUCAUCCAUACAUUGUUUUGCCAUUUUCACCUUCUCUCUCUCUCUUAUUUUCUCUCUCCUAAAAGUCAUCCCCUCACAUACUGUCUUUCAUCUCCCUCCUCCUUUUACCUCCGUACCAAACAGUCCUUCUUUUACUUUCCUCUUGCUUCUCAUCCUCAUCUUACCAUCAAUUCUCCCCCCCCCCCCCCACUAUAGCUUCCUUUCUGUGCAUGCAAUGUACCAUAAGACCAUAGCCUGGACUUCCUAAUUCUCCCUCCUAUCCUCUUCUUUCUUUGCUGCCUUGGCUAUCAUUCUUCUUGUCCACAGUUGUUUCCCACUCUGGAUAGAGGGAACAACACAGCAAAUGAAUAAUCCCAUUUAAUUCCUGGAAAAAUAUCCCCUUCCAAAAACAAAAACAAAAACAAACUUACAGUAAACUUCAUUUGGAGAAAAAGUAAUUUAUGAUGCAGCUCCCCCCCC